Molecule: messenger RNA, 1242 nt
Organism: Acomys russatus (golden spiny mouse)
Lineage: Eukaryota; Metazoa; Chordata; Mammalia; Rodentia; Muridae
Product: melanoma-associated antigen 1-like
Exons: 1
Coding region: 1-1242 (413 amino acids)
Biological process (GO): negative regulation of transcription by RNA polymerase II
Cellular component (GO): nucleus
Source: RefSeq, a predicted model, not a curated record
AUGCCAUACUAUCCACACUUCAACCUUUUGAAAGUGUUCCAGGAUGCUUUUGAAAUAUAUAGAUUGGCUGAGGAAGAAGAGGGAGAUGAAGAGGAAGAAAUACAAGAGGAAGAAGAAGUAGCAGGAGAGGAGGAGGAAGAAGCAGAAGAGGAGGAAGAAGUGGAAGACGAGUAUGAAGAGGAGAUGGAGGCUGUAGAGGAGGAGGAGGAGAACGUGGAGGACGAGGAGGUGGAGGAGGAGGAUGUGGAGGAGGAGGAGGUGGAGGAGGAGGAGGAGGAGAACGUGGAGGAGGAGGAUGUGGAGGAGGACGUGGACGAGGUGGUGGUGGUGGAGGAGGAGGAGGAGGAGGAGAAAGAAGAAUGGGAAGCCAUUGAUAUUGAUACCACAUUAUCUGCUUUGAAAAUCACUUUACCCUCCUGUCUUUCCCCACCUUAUGAGUUUGCGCCCUGGCUUCUGAUCUGGGGCAAUCCAGAUGAGGCAGUGGGCUCUGUUGCCUGGAUGCUGAAUACUGCUUCCACUUCAUGUAGCAGCUUAGAUGAAGAACCCAGUAGCCAGGAAGAAGAGAGUUUAAACACCUUGAGGUUGACACAUGCUGCUUCCUCAGGGAGAAAACUCCAAAAGCAAAAGGUGACUGAACUGGUGAAUCUCCUGAUCCUCAAAUAUAGAAUGAAGGAACCCAUCAACAAAGUGGAAAUGCUCAGAGUUGUCACAAAAGACUAUGAGAAACAGUUCCCCAUUAUCUUUGAUGAAGCUUCUAAGUGUUUGGAGAUGAUUUUUGGUAUUGAUAUAAAGGAAAAUGAUCCUAUAAGUAGCUCCUAUGUCCUUACCAACUCACUGGACCUUACGUAUUAUGACAUGGUGACUAACAACCAGAGAAUGCCUAGAAAUGGCUUCCUGAUAAUUACUCUGGGUGUGAUAUUCAUCGAGGGGAACCGUGCCUCUGAAGAAAGCAUGUGGGAAUUUCUGAAUAUGAUGGGGAUAUAUGAUGGGAAGGAGCACUUCAUUUUUGGGGAGCCGAGGGAGUUCCUUACCAGAGAGUUGGUGUACCAAAAUUAUCUGCAAUAUCAGCAGGUGCCUGAGAGUUAUCCUCCACGCUAUGAGUUCUUGUGGGGUCCAAGAGCCUAUAUUGAAACCAGCAAGAUGAAAGUCCUUGAAUUUUUGACCAAAUUUACAAGUAGGGCCCCAACUUAUUUCUCAAGUUUGUACAGUGAGGCGUUCCGAGAUGAGGAAGAGAGGACCUGA